AUGAAGAAAGUUGAUGUCUUCUCAAUACAAAUUAUUGCAAAAUACUUACAAACGAACUCGGACUUCCUCAAUAUCAUUCAAAUUUGUAAAAAGUUUCGAUAUGUUCUAGACCGCUUUCGAGAAAAUCCAAUUGCCUUAUCUCUGGAUAACAAGAAAUUGUUUCAAUGCAUUGAGACUCAAGUAUUUUACACUCCUUUUGAUUACUCACUUCCUGGACUGAAUCUCCACGUUUAUUUAUAUCGAGUCUCGUAUUCCGAAUACAAGAAAAAGUCGAGUCAAUAUGAAAUCUACAAAAGUGUCACAUACACAAAAGAGGACGUGGACAAUUAUGGCGUUUUAAUACCAAAAGAAGUCAAUUCAAUUUCUUCAAAAGCCUUUUCAAAAGAAGAUGAUGAUUUUGAUGAUGAUCAAGAUGAAGAAAAAAAUGAUUCAAUUAAAACAAUUAUAAUUCCUAAAAAUGUUACCGAACUUUAUGAGUCUGCUUUUGAGGAUUGUACAUUUGAAAGUAUCGAACUUCCUGACACUAUUCGUUAUAUAGGAAAUAACGCUUUUAGUUCUUGUGGUAAUUUGAAAGAAAUGGUUUUACCUGAAACACUGAAAGUGAUCCCAAAUGAGUGUUUUUAUUUUUGUAAAUUAACAAAAAUUGAUUUGCCAAAAAGUCUUCAGUGUAUUGGUGAGGGGGCUUUUAUAAGUUGUCACAUAAAAGAAAUUACUAUUCCUGAAAAUUGUGAAUUAAAAAGUGAAUGUUUCAAUGGUUGCAUGAUGCUUUCUUUUAUUUCACUUAAAGGACAAAAACGAAUACCAAAUGGACUUUGUAAAGAUUGUGAUAAUCUGAUAAAAAUAGAAAUAGACGAUAAUUUGGUUUCAAUUGGUAAUGAGGCAUUUUCGAGAUGUGAAAAACUUCAAGAUUUGAACUUUUCAGAAAAUUUGGAGUUCAUUGGAGAUCAAGCUUUUGAGUGGUGUUUUAAUUUUAAAGAAAUAGUUUUAAAAGAAAAAGUGAAUUAUGUUGGUAAAUGUGCGUUUUUCUUUUGUUCCAAUCUGGAGGAAAUUUAUGUUAAAAACAAAAACACUUUAAUUGGUUUAGGUGCGUUUAAUUGUUGUAACAAAUUGACUAAAAUUGAAAUUCCAAAUUUAGAACACAAAUGUCAACAUGGAAUGAUGCAAAUGACAAAAGAGGAGUUUGAAAUGUAUUCCAAAACGUACAAAAACGUUGACAACGAUUCUGUUGAAUUGUGUUUGUGUAAUGAUAGAAAUGUCGGUCCUGAAGAACAAAUUGAUUUUAAUAAAAUUACAAGUAUUUAUAAUUACGACAAUUUUUUGAUUAAAAAUUUGGAUUUGGGAACUACUCUUGAACAAAUAGAAGAUAGAGGAUUAAAUGUACCAAUUUCAUCUCUUUUUAUACCAUCCACUGUAGCUUUAUGUAACAAAGAUUGUGUUAAUAGUAACAACUUAAAAUAUUUCGUUAUGCCAAAAUAUUCAACAACAAUUUGUAAAGAAGCCAUAACAAUUAACAGAUUUAAUAAAAUAGCAUUUGCAAAAAGCACAACAAAAAUUGGUAAAAAGACUUUUAAUUAUUGUAAUUUCAAAUCAAUUGAAAUUUGUAAUGGAAUAACAGAAAUAGAAGAUUGUGCAUUUUGUGAAUGUGGCAAUUUAGAAGAAAUUGUUAUUCCAUCGUCUGUCACUAAAAUAACAGAAAAUUUUGUUGUUGCGUGUUCUUCACUUUCUUCAAUAAAAUUUGAAAACAAUUCAAUUUUGGACAUUUCACGUGUCAUUGAGAAAAAUCAACUUUUUUCAGAAGAUAUAACAGAAAUUCCAAUUUGGCUUGAUGAAUUAACAAAUUCGUUAAAUUUUGAAGAAAGUUUGACUAAAAUAGUUGUUCCAAAUUCGGUAACAAAAAUAGACAAUUACAUGUUUUCAGGUGAACCAAAUUUAGUUGAAUUGUCUUUACCAGGAAAUAUAAAGAAAAUUGGGAAACACAUCUUUUCUGACAAUGACAACAAAAUGACCAAAAUUGACAUUGGUAACAACACAAAAGAAGAAUUUGAUAAAUAUGUUGUAAACUACGCGUGUCAUUUAAGACUUUUGAAUUUUGGGUAUCAUUUUGAUAAUAUCGAAUUUAAUAUUGAUGAUUAUGAACGUUUUGGUAAUGUUUUUGAUAGUAAAAUUGUGACAAAAUAUGAACAAACAAAAGCAUUUAAUAAUACCGUAUUUGAUUAUAUUCCAAAAUUUGUCGCUAAAUACAGUGAUCUGAAUAUAAAGUCCGAGUCGCUCGUUUUUCCAAAAGAAAUCACAGAAAUAGUCAAUGAAAGUUGUCAAAACAUGAAAAUAACAUUUGUUGAAAUACCAAAUAUUGAAAUUAUAAGCAGAGAAGCAUUUUCAAAAUGUUAUUAUUUAACUCAAUUGGUCUUUUCUAAAAAUCUUAAAGAAAUUAAAAAAUUUGCGUUCAGUGAGUGUGUUUCUCUCGAAGAAAUUUCUUUACCAAACAGUCUUCAAAAAGUGGGAGAAGGUGCUUUUAAAGGCUGUUCACGUCUUGAAAAAGUUAUUUGCGAAAACGAAAAUGUUAUAUAUGGAAGAAGUUGCUUUAUGAAAUGUGUUUCACUUAAAAAAGUCCCCAUAAUUAGACAUAUUGCAACUGCAAUGUUCUUUGAAUGCAAAUCACUUGAAAAAAUCUUUUUAAUUGAAAAAUGUGAAGAAAUUUGUGAAUUUGCAUUUUACAAAUGUUUUUCACUUUCUAAAAUUGACAUUCCAAAAAGUGUUACUAAAAUUGGUGCUUUUGCGUUUAGAAAAUGCCUUUCACUUACCACUUUCGAAAUACCAGAAAAUGUAUUGUGUCUUGGAGAUGGCGCUUUCUAUGAUUGCAAAAAUUUAGAAAAAGUUGUAAGUAAAAAUACAAAUAUCUUAGGGAAAUGUGACUUAUUUGAGGGAUGCGAGUCUUUAAGAAUUUUUGAAUUUGGACAGGAUUAUACAAAAUACCAAUUUGAGGUUAGUUAUUCGUUUUCUGUUCACAUGAAAAAGCUCAACAUUUGUUGUGAAAAUGUAGUUAUAAAAAGAAGUGAUGUUCUUCUAUAUGGAACAACCAAAAUGUUAAACGAAAUGAAAACAAACAAAUUUAUUCGCCGUAUUGAUGAAGGAGCUUUUUAUAACAACACUGAAGUGACAAAAAUUGUAAUUCCAGAACAAAUCACCGACAUUGGUAUUUAUGCAUUUUAUAAAUGUGGAAAUUUGAAAGAAAUUGUCAUUUCAAAAAGUAUUGAUAACAUUCCUGAAUUUUGUUUUGCGGGGUGCACAAAUUUGGAAAUUGUAAAAAUAGAAGGAAAUGUUACAACAUUCAGAUUUUGUUGUUUUAGCAACUGCGACAAGUUGAAUAAACAAAUUGAAGCACCCGAAGAAUGUUACGAGACACUUCCAGGUGAUGAAAAUGAACCGCAAGAUGACGAAGAUGAGGAAUAUAAUUACGAAAAUUACAAUAACGAAGAAUUUAACGAUCAACAGUUAGAUGAUAGUGAUGAAAAUGACAAUUUGGAUGACAAUUAA
Molecule: messenger RNA, 3534 nt
Organism: Entamoeba invadens IP1
Lineage: Eukaryota; Evosea; Mastigamoebida; Endamoebidae
Exons: 1
Coding region: 1-3534 (1177 amino acids)
Molecular function (GO): protein binding
Source: RefSeq, a predicted model, not a curated record